AUGGCGGACGAAGCCAAGGCCAGAGGCAACGCCGCAUUCUCCGCCGGCAGCUACGACGACGCCGUUCGCCACUUCACCGAAGCUAUCGCCCUAGCCCCCACCAACCACGUCCUCUACUCCAACAGAUCCGCGGCCUACGCCUCCCUCGGAAAAUUCUCCGAGGCACUUUCCGAUGCGCAAAAGACCGUGGAGCUGAAGCCCGAUUGGAGCAAAGGCUACUCACGCUUGGGCGCCGCCCACAUGGGCCUCCAAAGCUACGGCGAUGCCGUCUCCGCCUACAAGAAGGGCCUCGAGGUCGAUCCCAGCAACGACGCCCUCAAGUCCGGGCUCGCCGAUGCGGAGGCAGCUUCGGCACGCAGCUCCAGGCAGCCUCGGGGAGGGCCCGGCGCGGGCCUGUUCGGCGAUGCUUUCGGGCCGGAGAUGUGGGUCAAGCUGGCGAGUGACCCCGGCACGCGGGGUCUCCUCCAGCAGCCGGAUUUUGUGAAGAUGCUGCAGGAUAUUCAGAAGAACCCGAAUAAUUUGAACCUUUAUUUGCAGGAUCAGAGAGUUAUGCAGGCAUUGGGGGUGCUAUUGAAUUUGAAGUUCCAGACAAGGGACUCUGAGCAGGAUGUGGAAAUGCCCACGGCUUCUAAUGGUGGAUCUCCAGUGAGGAAGAGGCCCGCAGCAGCUCGGGCUGAGCCCGAGAAGGAGGAGAAGAGGCCAGAAAAGGAGCCUGAGCCGAUGGAAGUUUCUGAGGAAGAGAGGGAUAAGAAGGAGAGGAAAGCGCAGGCACAGAAAGAGAAAGAGUCUGGGAAUGCUGCAUACAAGAAGAAGGAUUUUGAGACUGCAAUUCAGCACUAUUCUAAGGCAAUUGAGCUAGACGAUGAGGAUAUAUCUUUCCUCACUAAUCGGGCUGCCGUUUACCUCGAGAUGGGCAAGUACGAGGACUGCAUCAAAGACUGUGACCAGGCUGUAGAAAGGGGUAGAGAACUGAGAUCAGAUUUCAAGAUGAUAGCCAGGGCCUUGACAAGAAAGGGGUCUGCCAUAGUCAAGAUGGCAAAGUGUUCAAAGGAUUAUGAUCCAGCCAUUGAGACCUUCCAGAAAGCUUUAACUGAGCAUCGUAACCCAGACACACUGAAAAAGCUCAAUGAUGCUGAGAAAGCUAAGAAAGAUCUAGAGCAACAGGAGUACUUUGAUCCACAGAUAGCCGAUGAGGAGCGUGAAAAGGGUAAUCAGUACUUCAAAGAGCAGAAGUACCCUGAGGCUAUCAAGCACUACACAGAAGCAAUUAAGAGGAACCCCAAAGAUCCCAAGGCAUACAGCAAUAGAGCUGCGUCUUACACGAAACUCGGGGCGAUGCCUGAGGGACUCAAAGAUGCUGAAAAAUGCAUUGAACUCGAUCCAACAUUCUCGAAAGGCUAUACCAGGAAGGGUGCUGUCCAAUUUUUCAUGAAAGAGUACGAAAAAGCACUGGAGACAUAUCAGGAGGGACUGAAGCAUGAUGCCCGUAAUCAAGAAUUGUUAGAUGGUGUUAGAAGGUGUGUAGAGCAAAUAAACAAGGCCAGCCGUGGAGAUUUGAGCCCAGAGGAGUUGAAAGAGAGACAGGCCAAGGCAAUGCAAGACCCUGAGAUUCAGAACAUCCUUACAGAUCCUGUAAUGAGACAGGUGUUAGUCGACUUACAGGAAAACCCAAAGGCUGCACAGGAGCACACCAAGAAUCCUCUUGUCAUGAAUAAAAUACAGAAGCUCAUUAGUGCAGGAAUUGUUCAAAUGAGAUAG
Molecule: messenger RNA, 1758 nt
Organism: Striga hermonthica
Lineage: Eukaryota; Viridiplantae; Streptophyta; Magnoliopsida; Lamiales; Orobanchaceae
Source: the annotation of a GenBank genome assembly